Anastrepha obliqua is the source of this 3416-nucleotide messenger RNA. Its product is annotated as mitogen-activated protein kinase kinase kinase 7-like. Gene Ontology annotation, molecular function: MAP kinase kinase kinase activity; magnesium ion binding; ATP binding. Bases 307 to 2451 code for a protein of 714 amino acids. NCBI's taxonomy places the organism in Eukaryota, Metazoa, Arthropoda, Insecta, Diptera, Tephritidae. The record is from RefSeq and is a predicted model, not a curated record. The transcript is spliced from 11 exons. Gene Ontology annotation, biological process: protein phosphorylation; positive regulation of canonical NF-kappaB signal transduction; JNK cascade.
GAAUUGACGUUCGCUUACAGCUGAUAAGCGACGAAGAAGAGGAAUGGAAAAAGUUGAAAGCUGAUUGGGAAUCGUCGUAAUUUUUUAUUGACUUUAUUUAGCUUAUAUUUCCAUAAACAAUUACUUAUUUUGUUUUUGACGCGAAGUUACGACACGGUGGAUAAUUUUUUCCCAAAACAUCUACUUAGUGACAAAGCAAGCAGCAAAAUGUGCUAGUGUACUGUACGGCAAUAAGAAAACAUUUUGCGUUUUACAGCUGAAGCUGCCAGCGGCAAUAGCCAUCACCGAAACAGCUGUUGCUUGUAGAUGGCAGAAUUUGAGCAGACUACGAACGCUAUGACGAUUGAGACGAAUACCAAAGAAGUUUUACCAAAUCAGGUCGAAGCGAUGCCUGCUGAUGGUGCUUCGUCUUGCUCGUCUAUAGGUACUGACGAUUCCAAUGGCAAAACAAGUGAGCAACAGUCAUCAACCGCUAUUGCAACAACUGUAUCGACAAAUAAGUCGUCACCUUUGACGGCUCUUUCAGAGGAAACUAGUUCAACUUACCCCUUGAGUAUAAUUAAUGGUCUAGACCAAUUCAAACCUAUAGUGGCAUUUCCAGACCUCUCGUUCGAAGAAAAAAUUGGUCAUGGCUCCUUUGGAGUAGUUUAUAAAGUGAAAUGGCAAACACGACUUGUGGCUGCAAAAGAGUUUAUGGCAAAUCCCGACCAAGCAGAAGCCAUUGAAACGGAGGUUCGACAACUGUCUCGCGUGAGCCAUCCUAACAUUAUAGAGCUUUAUGCGAUUACCGCAAAUCAGCAUUCAAUAUACCUCAUUAUGGAAUUUAUGGAAGGCGGAUCCUUACAUACCUUCUUGCAUGGUAAAGUGAAGCCCUAUUAUUCGACAGCACAUGCCAUGAGUUGGGCGCGCCAAUGUGCAGAGGGAGUUACUUAUCUGCACGCAAUGAAGCCAAAGCCUUUAAUACACCGUGAUUUAAAACCACUCAAUUUGCUACUUACAAAUAAAGGGCGUCAUUUAAAAAUUUGUGAUUUUGGAACUGUUGCUGAUCAGGCUACCAAAAUGACUAAUAAUAGGGGUACGGCUGUGUACAUGGCACCGGAGGUAUUCUCAUCAUGCAAGUACGAUGAGAAAUGUGAUGUUUUUAGUUGGGCCACUGUGUUGUGGGUAGUAUUGAUGCGUCAACAGCCCUUUGCGGACAUUACAAAUGCCUAUUCCAUACAGUGGCAAAUUCAUAAAGGUCACCGCCCUCCAAUGAAUCCCAAAAUUCCUCAACCAAUUCAAAACCUAAUGCAGGCGUGUUGGCUAAAAGAACCGGCAGAACGUCCACCCAUGGCUCAAGUGCUAGCUUUUAUGAAAAAGUUAACUGCUGACUUACCCGGCGCUGAUGAACCAUUGGAAUAUGAAUUCAAGCAUCUACAGAUUGUCUGUACGGAUACCACACAUUCUACGGAUAGUUACCAACUCGACUUCAGCAACUUAAAGUCGACUGAAAAUUCAAACACGUCACUCGAAUUGACGCCAACUAAUUCUGCUAAUCAUACAAAUAACUCUGACUACUCGCUAACGCCUACGAACAGCACCGAGGGUCAUGCCAAUUUUAUCGUUCCAACAACAACACAGAUACCAACCGCACGAAUAGCAGGGUUAACACGUUGGGGUGCUAUUCCUGAAGAGUCGGAAUCUUCCUUAUAUGAUCAGAAAGAUAAUACUGAUAAAACAGACGCUCAAGGGAAUGCAUUUAACUUGACAUCAUCACCAUCGGCAAUAAAGCGUUAUGAAACGAUACGUAACGGCAUGGCGCAAAAAGUUAAUUUUAAUGUCAACCCAUUAUCGGUUGAUGUAGAUCCUCGCGCAUGGGACCUAAUCUAUGCCAGGAGCGAUGGCAAAGAGGGACUCACCGUCACCGAAACCAAGCCGAUGAUACCGAAUAGCUCAAUGGCUGAAAGAGACUUCAAUGCCGCCACACAUUAUGAUGUGGAAGAUAACGAUGACGCAGAUGAUCCAUCGCUCGCUGAGAUGCUAGACCCCGAACUACAACCUGAACAACCCAUACCCGACAACGAAGAAUCACAAGCCAUUUACAGAGAACAUCGACGUUUGGCCAAAGAAUACCUGCGAGUGGAUACAAAACUCUACUAUGCACAAGACUUUAAGGAGAAAAUUCUUAUAGGAUUAGAUCCAGAAGAGCGUCAAAAGAAACAGGAAAUGCUUAGGAAAAUUCAAGAGAAACAAGAGCUUUUGGAGCUUUACAAUAACUUGAAGCAACAGCGUGAAAACUUACUCGCCGAGCAGACGCGUGCCGUGCGACCGAAUAGUGCUGGUGUUGCACAACAACAAAUGGAGUUGCUUGCUGGAAAUGCGAGAACGACGCCAGCGAAUGGUGCGCAACAGCACCAAGAAAUGCUCGCCGAUGAUGGCUGGGUGGUCAUACAACCGAAUCAGAAUGCGUAGUCUUGAGUCAUGACAUAUUUUCAUUAGAAAUUUCCAUUCGUGUCGUUUUAAGUGCAUUUUACUGAUCUUUGGUUAAUGCUGAUAUAUUAGGUGAGGUGAAAAGUUCUGAAUGUAUUUCGCGAGAUGUCUUUAGUGAGUCAUAUCUCAGAAUGUAUGCAAUGCAGCGGGUGCAUUUAAAGUUGACAUUAUGUUUACAUUUUUGGGCAAAUUUUCGUUUGGUUACCGGUUUUACCAGCCUUUCAAAAUGAAGCUGAAAAAGGAGUAAUUCGAUACAUUGUUAAAAUAUAUACCACUAAUUUGGGGAGCAGGCAGCAAAAAUAUUUGUGCUUUGGAAUGAACACAGUAUUGACUGCAACAGCAAAGUGUUGCUUACAGCGGCUCACGCUUCAUCGGAAAUAUUGAUAAAAUCAUGGAAAUCGUUUAGUCGAACCGUCAUGCGAGCACUUGCUCCAUUGCAUAGAAAGCUAGGAUUAACGAGAAAACUGUUUGGAAUUAUGUGCAUAGGGUUUAUUAUAAUUAUAUAAAUUUCAUUGUCGAUAUAACGCGAAAAAACAUUGAGCAUUUUUUACUUUAUCCAACAUUUGAUUUUCACUGACCAUUUUGCAAAGGAAGGACUGAAGCCUUUACAUGAUUACUUUUUGAAAAAUAUCUAUUUAUCAUAAGAAAUUAACCGAUUUGGUAUAGUUUGUAGGGCUUCCGAUUAUUCUUUAUGUCUAAAUGGGAGCAUAUUGUGUAUGUAUAAAUGUUUGUAUGUGGGAGUAUGUUAAGACAAUUUUGUUCUACUUUUGUUGUAGACAUGCCGUGUAUGAUAGAUUAUUUAUGUAAAGUUCAUUAUUAUUAUGGAAUUGUAAAAAAAUGUCACUAUAUGCGCGUCCAUCAUUGUAUGAUAAAUAUGUAAAUAAUUAAAUUUAGAAUGAAUAUAAAUUUCAAUAUCUGUGACGAUGUAGUGCAUAUUAAAGUACAUA